CUCUCACACACACAGUCCUGUGUGAAUGAACACACCUGAUGGCUGGAGAGGAUUAUUUCUUUGUGUUGCAACGAUUGGCUCAUCAGCCUGAAUAGAAAGAGGGCGAGACCAACCAUCCCUCCAACAAUGCAUUUCUGAGUUAAUUUCACUAAACUCUAAUGGAAUAAUAAUAAUAAAACACGUCGAAAUUGCCAACGAUUUUUCUUCUGAUUGAGGCCUAAAUGCCAAUUUAUAAUACCGGGUUGUAAAUGUGUGAUAUUAGAAAUGAAUCAGGAAACAUUUAUUUACCAAAAUAUGCCAAACAUACAAGGAACUUCAUAAAUAUGUUCAAGCAGCAUCAUAGUUUAUUUUAAGGAGUAGCUCUGCCCCCUCACUGUAAUAUGCGUUUAUGACAUUUGGGCACAUUUUGUGGAAAAUCUCCACAUUGUCCAGAGCGGAGAGGAGGUGGGCUCAGAGCAGCAUCGCGUUAGGCUUUAAGAUAAAUAAGAAGAAAAUGAAAUAAAUGUGCGUGAUCUGCUUCAGAGAUACAGGAGAGUUCCCGGCGCCAACGCUUUUGUAUGUGGCGAAGCUGUGAAGCUGUUUCAAACCGUAAUAACAGUCUGAACCAGUGGUUGAGUGCGUGAGAUGAAAGAACGUGACAAUUACCCCGAAGGCAUCCAGGGAAACUGUGCAGGAGGCUGUCACGGACCAAACCUCUGGUUUACAGUACAGUCAUCCUGUCUCUGAUAAUCCCGCUGGUUAAAUCUACCGGCUAUAAUGAGCCCAUUUUAAAAGGUAAAUCACAAGUGGCAUAAAGCAAAUACAAAUAUUUGUCCUUUUGCACAUGUGUUUUUUAGUUUAGGUUUGUUGACUUUGAUGGAAUUUCUCACUCAAAGGCAGCAUACCUGACGUGGUUACGUCUGAAUUCCAACGGAAACGUUCCGGUGGUAGGUGGGGGAACAGGCGGCAGGCGUCCAACUGGUUCCCCCACAUUUAAGGAGCCGCAUAACUUUCCUAUCUCGCCACACCCCGACCCGACCUAUAAAGCAGGACCCGAGAGAUAAGACGAAGCACACGCGGAGCUCAACCACCGACCCGGACGCUCUCCCCGCCCGCCACCCGACUGCAGCAGCGGAAAAAAACAAAAAAACAACCUCCACCCGUCGCGAAAACCAUGAGUCUGAGGAGCAAGCAGGGCACCCGCCCGGGCCUCCGCCCGCCUCAGAGGGGCUUCAGCAGCAGGUCCGUGUCGUCCUACUCCAUGCCCAGGGUCAGCAACGGGACCCACGUGGCGCCCCCCAUCACGCCCGUGACCAUCAACGAGGGCCUGCUCACGCCGGUCAACGUGGACAUCGACCCCGCCAUCCAGGUGGUGCGCACCCAGGAGAAGGAGCAGCUCAAGGGCCUGAACAACCGAUUCCUCUCGUUCAUCGACAAGGUGAUAAUACUGGAGCAGCAGAACAAAAUGCUGCAAACCAAGUGGAAUCUGCUGCAGGGAGGGGCCGGCGCCCCCGCCUCCGACGUGGAGCCCAUGCUGAAGUCCUACAUCGGCGGCCUGCAGAGGCAGCUGGAGGUCAUCAUCAGCGACAAACACAGGCUGGACUCGAACAGCAAAGCCAUGCACCAGGAUUUGAGCAAAUACAAGGAAAUGUUCGAGGCUGAGACGAACAAGAAGCACGAGAUAGAAAUCGAGUUUGUCGCGCUCAAAAAGGACACGGACGCCGGCUACAUGUCCAAGAUGGACAUGAGCGAGCAGCUGUCUUCGACCAGCGACGAGUUCCACUUCUUCAAGGCUCUGUACGACGCGGAGCUGCGGGAGCUGCAGGAGAGCCUGAGGGAGACCUCUGUGGUGGUGCAGAUGGACAACUCCCGUGACCUGAACAUGGACCGGAUCGUGUCCGAGGUCAAGGCCGAGUACGAGGACAUCGCUGCUCGCAGCCGCUCCGAGGCUGAGGGCUGGCACAAGAGCAAGUUGGACCGGAUCACCACUGAGGCGGACCAGCACGGCGAGAGCAUGCGCGGCGCCAAGGCGCAGAUAUCCGAGCUCCGCCGCCUGAUCGCCCGCCUGCAGAACGAAACGCAGGCCGUGAAAACACAGCACGCCAGCGUCGAGAGCCAGAUAGCCGACGCGGAGCAGCAAGGCGAGGGGGCCGUGCGGGACGCCGGGGCUCGCAUCAGGGACCUGGAGCUGGCUCUGCAGAGGGCCAAGCAUGACAUGGCUCUGCAGGUCAAGGAGUACCAGGAGCUCAUGAACCUCAAGCUGGCCUUGGACAUCGAGAUCUCCACCUACAGGAAGCUGCUGGAGGGAGAGGAGGAAAGAACUGGGUACGACUCUGUAGUCAACAUCCGAACAGUGGCCCCCAAGUCCGCCAAAAUCAAAAGGCGCAGGUCAGGUGUUUUCAUCAAGACGGUGGAGACCAAUGAAGAAUAUAUUAAGGCAAAAGACCCGCUGUAAGCAUUUAACUGUAACCAUAUCUCCAACAUCUUUGUUAAUGAACAGCACCAAUGAGUUUGUUCUUCUUCUUUUAUUGGAUAUCACGUUAAUCUCUGUGUUUACAAUAAAGACUUUCUCUGGA
Molecule: messenger RNA, 2555 nt
Organism: Gasterosteus aculeatus aculeatus (three-spined stickleback)
Lineage: Eukaryota; Metazoa; Chordata; Actinopteri; Perciformes; Gasterosteidae
Product: intermediate filament protein ON3
Biological process (GO): intermediate filament organization; keratinization
Cellular component (GO): keratin filament
Molecular function (GO): structural constituent of skin epidermis
Source: RefSeq, a predicted model, not a curated record